This is a messenger RNA of Actinia tenebrosa (Australian red waratah sea anemone), 980 nucleotides long. RefSeq names its product serine protease 33. Gene Ontology annotation, molecular function: serine-type endopeptidase activity. NCBI's taxonomy places the organism in Eukaryota, Metazoa, Cnidaria, Anthozoa, Actiniaria, Actiniidae. The record is from RefSeq and is a predicted model, not a curated record. Gene Ontology annotation, biological process: proteolysis.
AUCCUCGCUCUUCAGCUGAUCCAAACAGAUGGACCGUUCUUCUUGGAGAACGAAGCAGAACCGUAGGAAUCGGACACUUUGAGCGGAAGAGACAUGUACAACGGUUAAUAGUUCACCCCAGGUUUAAAGGGGUUCUGGUGAAUGGAGAAUAUGAUAGACCGCUAGAUUAUGACUUAGCCCUACUUCAACUUGACUAUCCAAUCAAGUUCGACGCAAAGGUCUUCCCAAUAUGUUUACCAAGCACAAAUAUCGACUUAUCUCCAGGAAAGCGGUGUUAUAUCAGUGGCUGGGGACGAAAUGGCUGGAAGGGGACUAGGGCCAAGAACCUAAAACAAGCUGCGGUACCCCUAGUAUCACGUGAUCAGUGCAAUAACAAGGAGUCGUAUAACGGUCAAGUACACAAGACGUCUUUGUGCGCAGGGUUUGAAGACGGUGCAGCUGAUGCUUGCCAGUCUGAUAGUGGAGGUCCGCUGUCCUGUGAGAAUAGAGGGCGCUGGUAUCUCGCUGGUGUGAUUUCGUGGGGUAGGAGAUGUGGAAGACCUCAUAAGUAUGGAGUGUAUGCGAACGUUCGAGUAUUGAGACCGUGGAUCAUUAAGACCAUCCAAACAAUAGAUAAACAGUAAUUGGAAUAGUUCUAAUCCGGAGUACGAUACGAUGAUUCGCAUGGGUCAACGCACUGCUUUUCUUAACUAGAUAGCGCAGUGAAUCUGAAUCAUCAUUUUCCAAACAUUGGUACACUGGUCAAAGCGCUCAAGCGAGGCGCCAAGGUACUUUCAAAGGGUUAUUCAAAUUUGAACCUUGCAACCUCGACUGAAUGCUUUGUGUUUGAUCGAUAUGCAAACAGACCAGCAAGCAGAAGAUGACGUUAAUUUAUGAGAAAAAUUUUAAUUUCGCGUUUGAGUUUAUUUUUUUGUUAUUGCAUGUUCAACUAAAUGCUUCGCUGUAAAUAUAUAUUAUUGAAAUAAAAGAAUAUAAAAUUA